AUGGCUCCCAGGAGACCAAAUGCCAAAAAGGCAAAGUCAAAAGCUCGCUCACAUACCGCCCCGCGUAAGGCCCAAGACAAGCCACCUCGACAGCUCCUCGCCGAAGCCACCGCCUUGCUCGAGCAGGCAGACGCCCUAGCAGCUCUGGCCGCGGCCAACGAGGCCCUCGAGGCCACAGGCGACGGCGGCGCGUACGCCGGCGCCGCCCUCACCCUGCUCGGCGAGAUCCACCUCGAGCUCGGCGAGCCAGAGCAGGCGCGGGCGUUCCUCGAGCGCGCCGCGGCGGCCGACCCAGAGGGCGCCCUGCCCGACGAGAACGGUGGCGGGGUCGAAAAGUUCAUGUACCUGGCGCAGCUGAGCGAGGAUGGCGGGCACGACAGCGUGCGGUGGUUCAACCGCGGCGCCGAGGCGCUGCGCGCGCAGCUGCGCGGCCUCGAGGCCAAGCUGGCCACGACGCCCAAGGUGGCCUCCUCGCGCGCCGACCUCGAGACCCUGGCCGCCGACCGCAAGCGCAGGCUGGCCGACGUGCUGUGCGCCGUGGCCGAGGUGUACAUGACGGACCUGAGCUGGGAGGCCGACUGCGAGGCCGCCUGCGAGGGGCUCGUCACGGAGGCGACGAUGCUGGCGCCCGAGUCGGCGGACGUGUGGCAGACGGUGGCGAGCGUGCGCAUCAGCCAGAGCAGGGAGGACGACGCGCGGGCGGCGCUGGGCCGCAGCCUCGAGGCCUGGCAGGCGCUGGCGCCGGACGACCCGUCCGUGCCGGCCUUCCCCAUGCGCGUGGCGCUCGUGCGCCUGCUCAUGACGGUCGGCCUGCUGGAGAAGGCGAUCGAGGUUGUGGAGCGGCUGGUCAAGGAGGACGACCAGAGCGUCGAGGUGUGGUACCUCGGUGGGUACGGCCUGUUCCUUAUCGGCGAGGCGCUCAAGAAGGCCGAGGAGGAGAAGAAGGGCGGUGACGACAGCAGUAGCAAGAAUUGGGAGGAAUUUUGGGUGUCGUCGCGGCGGUGGUUCCGCAAGUGCCUCAAGUUGUUUGGGCAGCAGAUGUAUGAGGAUGACCGGUUGAGGGACCAUGCGGUAGAGUGCCUUGAUAUGAUUACCAAGGUGAUUGGGGAGGCACCGGAGGAGGAAGAUGGCGAAGAGGAUGGUGAUGAGUGGGAAGAUGAGGAGGAUGGGGAUGGAGAUGAGGAGAUGGCCGAGUAA
Messenger RNA from Thyridium curvatum, 1197 nucleotides. RefSeq lists its product as uncharacterized. Bases 1 to 1197 code for a protein of 398 amino acids. The transcript has a single exon. Gene Ontology annotation, molecular function: protein binding. The record is from RefSeq and is a predicted model, not a curated record. NCBI's taxonomy places the organism in Eukaryota, Fungi, Ascomycota, Sordariomycetes, Thyridiales, Thyridiaceae.